Blepharisma stoltei is the source of this 1915-nucleotide messenger RNA. The record is from the annotation of a GenBank genome assembly. NCBI's taxonomy places the organism in Eukaryota, Ciliophora, Heterotrichea, Heterotrichida, Blepharismidae.
AUGCGGAUCCAGGUAUUCAGGAGUUUUAGAACUUCUAUGAGACUUCUUGCAAAAAAGGACUAUUACAGCAUUUUGGGUGUUCCACGAAGUGCCACAGAAUCUGAAAUAAAAAAGGCCUAUUUUAAUCUUGCAAAACAGUAUCAUCCAGACGUGAAUAAAUCUCCUGAUGCCAAAACAAAAUUUGCUGAGAUCAACAAUGCUUAUGAAACCAUAGGAGACCCUCAAAAGCGACAAACAUAUGACUCAACAGGCAUGACUGGUGACGAACAAGACCAAGCCAAGCAAGCUGGCUUCGGCGAUUUUGGAGGAUUUGGAGGCUUCAAUCCAUUCGGUGGAGGAUUUGGUGGUGGGUCUCCUUUUGGAGGUGGCGGCGAAGGUUUCUCAAGCUUUGAAGAUAUUUUUGGCGAAUUUGAAGGAAUUUUUGGUGGCAAAAAGACAAAGAAAAAUUUGAGAGGAGAGGACAUAUCUGUGUCUAUGGAAAUUUCAUUUUUAGAAGCUGUACAAGGAGCUGCUAAACAGUUCACGAUAUCUAAAAACAAUACAUGUGGCACCUGCAAAGGCAAAAAAAUAAAACCUGGCUCAUCUCCGACAACUUGUACGACUUGUGGUGGAAGAGGACAUGUGCACUAUCAACGUGGUCCAAUGUCUAUACAAGUCGGAUGCCAGAAAUGUGGGGGCUCAGGGACAAUCAUAAAAGACUAUUGCCCAACGUGCAGAGGGUCAGGCAUUGGUGCAACGAAAGUCACAGAAACAGUGAACAUUCCUCCAGGUGUGAAUACUGGCCAUACACUCAGAAUGGCUCACAAAGGCCAUGCUUCUGAAAAUAGCGGGACUCCUGGAGACAUUCUUAUUAAAGUGACUGUAAAAGAGCACCCCACUUUCCAGCGUGACGGGUAUGAUAUUAUCUCACAAGUUCCUAUAACAAUCUCACAGGCAGCCCUUGGAGCAACAGUAGAAGUCGAAACUUUGCAAGGGAAAGUCCAAGUAAAAGUCAGUCCAGGAACUAACACAGGCGACACCCACAGGAUUUCUAACUUCGGGAUUACUCAUCUGCCUCCCCACAGCAGCCAAAAGGGCAGCCACAUCGUAAAAUUCGUUUUAUCGAUCCCUAACUCCCCCCCCCAUUUAAAUUGGAAUAAAAUAUCGGUAAAAUUUCCACUUUUUUGGUAAAUUAACCCCCUUUAAAUUUGGAACAAAAUUUAAUUUUAUAAUAAAAAAUUAUAUAUAAUUUUUAUCUAAAAAGUUUUGAUAUAAGUUAAAUGUUUCUUCUUAACUAAAAUUAAAAAUUUAGUUAUAUCUUGCUCUUUUUUAAAGAAAAAAGUAUAAAGAGCAUAUUAUUUAAAUAAAUUUAUUAUCCUUAAUUGCUAAAUUUAAAAAAAAUUUUUGUUUUUUUUUUGAUAAAAAUGAUAUUUUUUAUUUGGAUAGUUUUGAUAUAAAUUCAAUAGGAAUUCUUUAUAUAAUUUCAAAAUUUACUUACUUCUUGCUUUAUUUUAAAGAAUAAAGUAUAAAUAACAUCUUAUUUAAACAAAAUUAGCACUAAAUUUUUCUAAAAUUUAUUUUUUUUAAUUUUUUUUAUCAAUAAAAAUAAUAAUUUUUGUGUAAAUAAUUUUGAUACCAAUUAAUAGUGGCGUAUUAACUAAUAAUGAAAAUUUAGUUAUAUCUUGCUCUUUUUAAUGGAUAAAGAGUAAAUAGCAUUUUAUUAAACAAAAUUUAUUGAUCUAAUUCGAUAAGUUUUUGAAAUUUUUAUAUAUUUUUUAUAAAAAAUUUUAUAUUGAUAUUUUUUUUUAAAAAAAAAAAUUAACCCCCCUUUAAAUUGGAACAAAAUUUUUAGUUCCAUUUAAAGGGGGGGGGGAGUAAGAAGCUUUCCGAGUCCCAAAGGAAGCUGUUCGAAAUGCUGGCCAAAGAAGGUGCUUAA